UUCAGCUAGUUUCCUGGAAAAGCCUUUGCAAUUGUGCAUGGCUCUUGUGUGGUCACAUGUCAGCUUCACCUUGUAUUGCUCCUUUUGCUGUAUGAUUACUUGGUCGGUGCAGUUCAGAUCUCCUAUUACAUUUAUGUUUUCUAUAAACUGCAGGCCCUCUUCAUUUGAGACUCAUUUGUUACUGAGUGAGUUCUAGAUUCGGUACUUAUUCAUUGUUCUUGCUCUCAUUCUAGUUUGAUUGAUUUAACCUUUUUCGACUGGUAUCGCCAUUUCUCUAUGUUCUUCUAGUUUAGCACCUGUUGAGUUGUUCCUUUUGAUGUCUAUUGUCUUCCGUUAUGCUCAAAAUGUUCUCUUUUGUGCUGCGGGGUGUUUCAUAAUGAGCAGUCAUGCCAUGCUUUUUCACAACAUUCAAGCCAUCUAGCUAAACAGAUUGAGCAUGGCUGAGACCUGAUCCACGCUAGGUCGCUAGUUAUUGGGGAAAGCAUUGUACCUCAUCGAAAGAAAAUAGUUUUCAAAGUUCCAUUACAUUGGGAACUGAAUAGUAUCAUCACCAGGGCAUUUGGUGCACGUGCACCAUCCAUAGGUGCUGCUUGAAUAGAUUACAUGCUACUUGCCAGCAAAGUCAAAGAGUGAUGAAUCUGUGCUGCAACCUGAAUAUGUGGCGAUUGCUUAGUUGGUUGUUGGGAUUGUAAUGGUUUCGUCAUCACGUUCAGAGACAAUGCUGCUGCGUUGUUUCGUUUGUCGAAGUAGUUUGAAUUUUCAUAGUAGUGACUAGUGAGGAGCUAUAGAGCAUUCAGACAAUAUUUGGAUGUUAAUGAGGAAGGAACAAUAAACUGAAAUAAGCUGUCUGCAUACUUUCUUGUUGCUGGAGAAGAGGAUAGGGAAGAGAAUGCAUGCCUUCGGCUACUUUGCGUUGUACCAAAAAUGAAUUGCAGCCCUUAGUUCAUGAUAAAAAAUAUAAGAUUAAUGGAAAGGUUGAACGUGUGUUCAUUUUGGAAGAAGUUGCCAGGGAGUCCAAGUAAUUAAAAAAUAAGUAUUGGGCUUAGCUAAACUGAACUAUGCAGAUUUUUUGGGUUUUGGAAAUACUAGUUUACUGGUAUAUUUGGCAUAUUUGAAAUUUUCUGGAAAAUGAAUAAAUAAUUUUGAAAUUUGGAUAGUUUCUUUUUCUUUACACUUUUCUAAUUUUAGGCUGAGAACCACAUACAUCCAUGAACUUUACCCAUGUGUCACAACUCAUUUUUUAAAAAAAUAUUUGGGAUUAACCCAAGAACCUUUUUUUAAAGUCUGUAAUGUGCCAUCAUUUCUUGACCCAGGUAAUGUGCCAUCAUUUCCAUGAACUUUUUUAUUGUUGGUGGUUUUGCCGCACUACAGAUGCGAUCGGCCAAUCUGAUCAUGUGACAUUGAUUUACUGGCUUUGUAGCACCUAGGCAAUUCUUAUACAUUUAGAAUACAAUACUACAUUACUACUAAAAUUUUAUCAUCUUGUAAUGUUAUAAGCACCACCAUAACACCAAAUGAAAUUAUGAAUGUGAAUUGAUGCCAUGUGGUCUCUACCUACAACAUGAACAAUACCAAAUUCCAUUGGUGUCAAGCUGGAUUUUAGCAAAAGCAUCAAGAGUAUUUCUGAAGUAUGUAAUUUAUUUUGUCAACAGUCUAAAAAAUAUUUGGAUUUUUCUGCAUUUUCCUCUGGAUUUGUGGAUCUUGGAUCCGCUCCCUUUUGUCACACGCAUUCUUCAUUUUCCAUAUCAAGCGUGAAAGUCACGUUUAAAUGGUGAUGCAUCAGAUACGGUGUGGAUAGCUGGAACCCCAUUGAUCUCUUCAUUGCAAAUUAAUAUAUACCCCUAUUUUUUGGACAGCUUUACCCCUCUCCUCUUUCUAUUCCCUUUCACUUUCCCCUUCCUCUGCCCACUCUCUCAAUCCCUAGCACCGCUUCGUAGUUCGUUGAUACUCUUCGUGCCCCCGAUCCCUUAACCCCACAUGUCCCUGUUCACUCUCUGCAUCAACUGUUCUGCUUGCCGUGGCAUCAGACAAUACCUUUCUGGGUUUGGUGGGCGGACUUCCACUGGAUCCCAAUCAGCUUAUCGCCUCGCCUCUGAACACUGGACAUGGAUUUCUUCACGGAAUAUGGGGAAGCGAGUCAGUAUCAUAUCCAAGAGGUCAUUGGCAAGGGAAGUUAUGGAGUAGUUGCUGCUGCAAUUGAUAGUCACACUGGGGAGCGGGUUGCGAUCAAGAAGAUAAAUGAUAUUUUUGAGAAUGUCUCGGAUGCUGCUCGCAUUUUGCGGGAAAUCAAGCUUCUUCGGCUGCUUCGUCACCCAAACAUAGUCCAGAUUAAACACAUUAUGCUGCCCCCUACCCGAAGGGAGUUCAAAGAUAUCUAUGUUGUCUUUGAGCUCAUGGAAUCUGACCUGCAUCAAGUGAUCAAAGCAAAUGAUAACCUGACUCCAGAGCAUCACCGCUUUUUCCUGCAUCAACUUAUUCGUGCUCUCAAGUACAUGCAUUCAGCCCAUGUAUUUCAUCGUGACUUAAAGCCUAGGAACAUACUGGCCAAUUCAGACAGCAAAUUGAAGAUUUGUGACUUUGGACUUGCACGUGCAUCAUUUAAUGACUCUCUUUCAGCUAUCUAUUGGACAGUAAGAUCCUUUUCAUCAAUCAUUCUUUUUUUGCCCCUUAUUUCAUUAACUGUUGUGCCUUGCAACUUGAAGGAUUAUGUCGCAACAAGGUGGUACAGGGCUCCUGAAUUAUGUGGCUCCUUUUUCUCCAGUUACACCCCUGCAAUUGAUAUUUGGAGUAUAGGGUGCAUUUUUGCUGAAGUUCUCACUAGAACCCCAUUGUUUCCUGGGAGGAAUGUUGUGCACCAAUUAGACUUAAUAACAGAUCUCCUUGGAACACCAUCAUUUAGAUCCUUAUCCAAGAUUCGCAGUGAUAAGGCCAGGGAAUAUUUGCUUUCCAUGCCGAGGAAGCGCCCUAUUCCUUUUUCUCAUAAGUUCCAUAAUGCUGAUCCUCUGGCUCUCAGCUUGCUGGAGCGUUUACUUGCAUUUGAUCCUAAAGAUCGACCUACUGCUGAAGAGGCUUUAGCUGAUCCAUAUUUUAGUGGGCUGUCUAAAGUGGAACUUGAGCCUUCAGCGCAACCAAUUUCAAAGGUUGACUUUGAAUUUGAGGGAAGAAAACUAACAAAGGCAGGUGUAAGAGAAAUGAUAUAUCGGGAGAUUUUGGAGUACCAUCCACAGAUGCUUCAGGAGUACAUCGAAGGUGGAGAGCAAAUUCACUUCCUAUAUCCAAGUGGGGUUGAUCGCUUCCAGCGACAGUUUGCUCAUCUUGAGGAGAACUACAGAAGAGGAGUAGCGAGUACCCCGCCGCGAAUAAAACCCACAUCUUUGCCAAGAGAGAGAGUCUGUUCAUCAAAAGAUAGUCAUAAUCAGGACUCUGACAACGAAGAGCAGAGAGCAGGAUCCUAUGUUGCCCGAACAAUAAUAAGCCCCCCAAGAUCACAAGAGGAGGGCCGCAAGCUUCAGUCCAGCUACCAGUGCGCCACAAGCACUGCUGAUUCCUGCGCCAAGAGCUAUCUGAAGAGCGCCGCUAAUAUCAGUGCUUCCAGGCAUGGCAUCAAAGGGAAAACUGGCCGAAAGGAGAAGGAAUCUCCGAGGCUGUGAACGAGGCGGCGCUGCCUCAUGAACUGUUAGACAAGGUAAGCUAGGGCCUAGGGCGCUCUCCUAUGACAGAACUCAGGAGCAAUAUAAUGGCACCAAUGCAACUGCAACUUUUGUAAUGUCGGUACAAGUACAACUAUGUAGGUCAUCCUUGGUCGCCCAAGCACCCUGCUUGGAGAAAUUAGACUGGUGUACUGUUAAGUUUUGAGAUCCAACUGCUAAGAUUCUGGCAGAUCUGUUAAC
This is a messenger RNA of Sorghum bicolor (sorghum), 3890 nucleotides long. Its product is annotated as mitogen-activated protein kinase 13. NCBI's taxonomy places the organism in Eukaryota, Viridiplantae, Streptophyta, Magnoliopsida, Poales, Poaceae. Gene Ontology annotation, cellular component: nucleus; cytoplasm. The transcript is spliced from 10 exons. Gene Ontology annotation, molecular function: MAP kinase activity; ATP binding. The record is from RefSeq and is a predicted model, not a curated record. Gene Ontology annotation, biological process: protein phosphorylation; intracellular signal transduction. The coding region runs from base 2106 to 3650 and encodes 514 amino acids.